Messenger RNA from Gamsiella multidivaricata, 1329 nucleotides. Its product is annotated as cyclic nucleotide-binding-like protein. NCBI's taxonomy places the organism in Eukaryota, Fungi, Mortierellomycota, Mortierellomycetes, Mortierellales, Mortierellaceae. Gene Ontology annotation, molecular function: cAMP-dependent protein kinase regulator activity. The transcript is spliced from 3 exons. Gene Ontology annotation, cellular component: cAMP-dependent protein kinase complex; nucleus. The coding region runs from base 1 to 1329 and encodes 442 amino acids. The record is from RefSeq and is a predicted model, not a curated record. Gene Ontology annotation, biological process: regulation of protein phosphorylation.
AUGUUUGCUCCCUCGACCUCAUCUCAGUCACCUAUCCACAGGUCGCUCCCCCAGGCAUAUGCAGAGAUCUUGAAUGACCUGAAUCAAAAGGUCAUCUCUGCUCAGCCCCAGGACGUCCUCCAGUUCUGUGCCAACUACUUCAACCAGAAGCUGGAGGAGCAGCGCGUUCGAUUCCUGGCUGCAGGUAAGAAGCGCGCACACCAUACAUUGCCACUAAUUCUUGGCAAUGCCACCACCCCUGUAGCAUCCAGUCCCGAUCAUUCGAUGGAGAGCGAGAGCGAAAGCGAAGGCAACAGCGAUAGCGAUGACGAGGACGGAGACGGCCCCAGUCCUUUGAUGACAAUUCCCCCUAACUACAUGCUUGGGCGUCGCACUUCUGUAAGUGCAGAGAGCAUGGUUCCCAGCCAUCAGAACUAUGUCAAGACAGUCAUCCCAAAGACAGAGGAGCAGCGCAGGAGAAUUGAAGCAUCAAUCUCCAACAACUUCCUGUUCAAGAACCUGGAUGAGGAUCAGCACGAGGAUGUCGUGAACGCUAUGACAGAGAAACGCUUCCAGCGCAACGACAACGUGAUCGAGCAGGGCGCCGUCGGUGACUUUUUCUAUGUGGUCGAAACAGGAACGCUGGACGUCUUUGUGGCAAAAAAUGGCAACCCUGCUGAAAAAGUUUUCGAGUACGGACCAGGAGGCAGUUUUGGAGAGCUCGCGCUCAUGUAUAACGGACCUCGCGCUGCUACCGUUACUGCAACGUCGGAUGUGGUUCUUUGGGCUCUUGAUCGCAUCACAUUCCGCCGGAUCCUAAUGGAGAACACAUCGAGAAAGAGGCGCAUGUACGAGGCCUUUUUGGAGACCGUCCCGCUGCUCAUGUCCUUGGAACCGUAUGAACGCCACAAGAUCGCAGAUGCACUGGAGUCAGUCUAUUUUGAUGACGGACAGGUUGUCGUUAAGCAGGGCGAUCAAGGAGACAAUUUCUUCAUUAUCGAAUCCGGAGAGGCUACAGUCACAAAGUGCAACGAUGAAGGUGUUGAGUACGCCAUGCCAGGACUCGGACCUGGCCAGUACUUUGGAGAAUUGGCGCUACUCAACAAUAUGCCACGCGCGGCGACUGUGAGGGCAAAAGGCAGGCUAAAGUGCGCGACUUUGGGCAAGAGGGCCUUUGUGCGCCUGUUAGGGCCGGUGGUCGAGAUUAUCAAACGUAACAGCGACAACUAUCAAACGAUUGAGCAGCAAAUCCAGCAGCAACAGCUGCUUCAGGAUCAGCAAGCGGCGGUCGAAGCUGCAUCGUCGGAUGCAGCGUUCAUCCCACCUCAGGAUCAAGUCAACCACCAUUAA